Messenger RNA from Neocloeon triangulifer, 1593 nucleotides. RefSeq lists its product as uncharacterized. Lineage: Eukaryota; Metazoa; Arthropoda; Insecta; Ephemeroptera; Baetidae. Bases 186 to 617 code for a protein of 143 amino acids. The record is from RefSeq and is a predicted model, not a curated record. The transcript has 4 exons.
ACAGAAUAAGAGUGUUUCUUUUGUGUGUGUGCAUUCCAUCAACAUCAACGCAUUCCAUCAGCGCUCUUCCAUCGCACGCGACGCACUUAGCCCGCAAGUUGGUUAGGUGCGGAAGAGUGUAUUGGCGAUUCUGGUCAACCAACUUUGAAAAAUUUCUACGAUUGUUCUCUUCCGAAGAGAGUGAAAUGCCCACCAAAUUCAACAUCUGCGGCUCGGCCAGUGUAUGCGCCGACGGGUUUUCGGGCGCUGAUGGACCGUCGUGUGCUUCAUUUCAACCUUUGAAGGCCUAUCACGCAUGGAAAUUUGAGAAAAAAAUAAGUCAACUGUUCGGGGAGGAUUUAUCUCGACGGAGCGUCCUUCAGGACAUAAAUGACAACUAUGUCAAUUUGGACAACUUGACGACGAGUUUGUUCGAGAAGAAAGCACGCGAGUUUCUCGAGUCGCAAAUCGCGCCGGUACUGCUGACCGCGCUGAUGCAAAUGCAGGAGUUGAAACCAAAGAAUAGAGUCGAGUGGUUGGCAGACUGGCUGACACUGCACGAUCCGGCUAACAAGCUGCACCACGACGAGAACCACUCUCGGAAAGCUCUUCUCGACCACCAAGUGCAACAAUACUAAAGAGGCAAAUGCUUUUUUGCAUUUUCAUUCUUUUAAACUAGACAAGUAGUGACUAUGUUGUCAUUGUUAACUUUUGACAAUGACCAUUUCAUGGCAGACAAAAGAAAAACUGUAUAUUAAAGGGUUCAUUAAAUAAGAAUUUCUAAGUAAAGAUUGGUAAAGAUUGUGGGCAAAAUAGUGGCAUAGUCAGUACAAAAUAUUCUUUUUAUUUAGAUAUUACAGCAAAAUAAUACUAUUUCAAAAUAUUAAUAAUUUUAGUUUUCCUUUCUUUCCAUUUUUAUUUUGGAUGAGCUCUUAGAUGAGGCAAAGUUGCCCUGCAUCAAACCCAUUAAUAAUACUAUUUAAAAAAGAUUUUUUAAAAGAUAUAUAAAAUUUAAUUAUUUCAAUGUAAACAAAAAAUUCAUUCUAGUCUAAAUCUAACUUUAUUUUUAGAAAUUUUUACUUUCUUUCCCUCUUGUUGGUGCUUUUUUCCAGCUUUUGCUAAAGUCAGCACCUUUCAAAGAUUUUCUUCUUAAUUUAGAAAGGCGGCACAACAACGCAUCCCAUUAUAUUUCCAACCUUUUCUCGCAACAUCGAGAACAUGCCUGACCAUAUCAAAGCAAAAUAAAAAAAAAAUUGGCACAGAAAUUGCUGGCCUAUUAUUCACUUUAUUUGUGAAAAUUGCCUUGUGCAUAUAAUAGAGGAAAUCCUCUGCGCUCGGACUGCUCUUAUUAGGCGCAUAUGCAAGCACGGCCAACGCAGCAUCCAGCGCGUGUACAAAGGAGCUGUAGGAGAGAGAGUGUGGCUCCGAGUAAAAGUACAAAGGAAAUUAAUGGACAAGUAGAAAAGCCGAGAGUCCUUGCUAUUCAUCGGGCUACAGACCAACCACCAUCGCAGCUGAUGCCCGUUACAAUGCACUUUUCUAACGCUGAAUGAUAAUAAUCUGUGUCAAAAAUAAAAACAUGCCGGUCACGGCUGAGAAAAGUGAAAAUGCAUC